Molecule: messenger RNA, 1356 nt
Organism: Sporisorium graminicola
Lineage: Eukaryota; Fungi; Basidiomycota; Ustilaginomycetes; Ustilaginales; Ustilaginaceae
Exons: 1
Coding region: 1-1356 (451 amino acids)
Biological process (GO): protein import into peroxisome matrix, docking
Cellular component (GO): peroxisome; peroxisomal importomer complex; peroxisomal membrane
Molecular function (GO): protein binding
Source: RefSeq, a predicted model, not a curated record
AUGCCUUCGCCGCCAAAGCCUUGGGAACGAGCAGGCGCGGGUGCAGGCGCUGACUUCUCGUCCGCCACCAACAUGGCUUCCUCUAGCGUGCCUUCGACUUCCUCUGCAUUGACAACAACCUCGUCAUCGGCUGCUCCAGCACUGCCUGAACGUCCGUCGACACUUGGCACAGGCGCUGCCGGUACGGGUGCUUACGGCGCGUCAACCUACAACUCUCCUUAUCGCAGCACGGUGGGCGGAUUGGGAUCGACAUAUGGAGGCAUGGGUUCUACCUACGGUACCUCAUAUGGCUCGCCUUACUCAAGAUACGGCGGUAUGAGCGGAAUGAGCGGCAUGGGUGGUAUGGGCUAUGGAGGAUACGGUGGCUACGGUAGCUACGGCGGAUAUGGAGGCUAUGGUGGCUACGGCGGCUACGGGAUGGGUAUGGGAAUGGGCAUGGGCAUGGGAGGGAUGCCCGGCAUGCCAGGACAGCCGGGUGAUGUCUCCUUGACGCAACGCAUGGAAGCUGGUACGCAAGCCACCUUUGAACUCAUCAGCAGCAUUGUUGGUGCAUUCGGAGGGUUCGCACAGAUGCUCGAGAGUACAUUCAUGGCGACGCACAGCAGCUUUUUUGCCAUGGUCGGUGUCGCCGACCAGUUUGCCCACUUGCGGAACUACCUCGGCCAGGUGCUCAGCAUCUUUGCGCUCGCACGAUACCUCAAGAACCUCGGUCUGCGACUCGUGGGGAAAGCACCUGCGGUCGAGCUUGACGCACGCGAGUUCAAAGAGUUUGCAGCGCACGGCGGCAGCGGUCAGCCAGCGAAAGCGGCACGUCCAAGCAAGCGCCCGCUCAUUGUGUUCUUCAUGGCCGUAAUCGGUCUUCCUUACCUCAUGGGCAAGCUGGUGCGUUUCAUUACAGCCAAGCAGGAGGCCGAACGACAGCGCCUCGAGCAGCAGCAAGGCCAGAACCCAGGUCAAGCUGGCGUGCUUCCCGGCCAACAUGGCGGUGGCAUGAUCUCGGCCAACGACGCCAACGGCGAAGCGAUCGACCCGAGCAAGUUGAGCUUUGUGCGCGCACUCUAUGCCUACCCUGCCGCCGACCCACUCGAGCUGAGCCUGCAGCCCAAUGACAUUGUUGCUGUGCUCAGCAAGCACGACCCGCAGACGGGUGCGGAAAGCGCAUGGUGGAGGGGUCGAACGCGAGAUGGUCGCAUCGGCUGGUUCCCCAGCACGUACGUCGAGUCGCUUGAGUCGGCCAAGGAACGUGCGGCCAAGGCAUCGGCUGCAACAGCAACCAGUUCGAGCCAAGCGGCCGAGUCGACCGACAAGGCAGCUGCCUCGGCUAAGCCUCCUGCUGCUGCUGUCAAGGCAACAUGA